Messenger RNA from Paramecium pentaurelia, 1363 nucleotides. The record is from the annotation of a GenBank genome assembly. NCBI's taxonomy places the organism in Eukaryota, Ciliophora, Oligohymenophorea, Peniculida, Parameciidae.
AAUGAUGCUGAGAAGUCUUUGGAGAUCACCAGUCUUUUCAUUUUCAUAUUAUGCUAACUUAGAUCUUAGUUGCCCUUAUCCAUCAUUUUAAGUAAAUUAAUAUAGAAACAAACUAAUAGUCUAGAGAUCUUACAACUACUCAUACUAUGCACUAUAUUACUAAACCUCCUUGUGAUCCUAAAAUCAUGACAUUCGGAGCCUUCCAUACAGAUCAUUUAUUAGAGAUUGAUUGGUCAGAGAAAAUGGGGUAGAUAAUUAAAUUAUAUUUUCAAUUAGUUGGAGCAGACCUUAGAUUGUCCCAUUCAAAAGUUUCAGUAUUCAUCCAUUUUCUGCUUGUUUACAUUAUGCUAUUGAGUGUUUUGAAGGUGCAAAAGUAAUUGAAUCUAAUAAUAUUUAAAGGCCUAUAGAGGACCUAAUAAUUCAAUCAGAACAUUUAGAUUAAAUUGUAAUAUGUAUAGAAUGAAACAAUCUGCUAAGAGAUUAUCAUUACCAGAUUUUGAUGGUGCAGAAUUAGAAAGAUGCAUUGAAUAAUUAUUAAAAGUAGAUAGAGAUUGGAUUCCGGAUAGACCUGGAUUUAGUUGUUAUAUUAGACCAACAUUGAUGGCAACAGAAGAGGCAUUAGGAGUAAGAGCAUCAAGUAGAGCAAAAUUAUUUGUUGCAUUAUGUCCUGUAGGUCCUUAUUUCCCAUCUGGUUUAAAACCUGUUAGAGUAUUUUGUAAUACAUCAACAGUAAAAUAUCUAUUUAAAAUAUUAGAUUCGAUCAGCUCCUGGAGGAGUAGGAGGAUACAAAGUUGCUGGUAAUUAUGCACCAACAGUUUUGCCAUUGAAGGAAGUUUAAAAGAUUGGAUUUCAUUAAAAUUUAUGGAUGUUACCAGAUGGUUUAGUAUAAGAAAUGGGAGUUUGUAAUUUGUUCUUCUUUUGGAAAAAUAAGUAAGGUGAAAAAGAAUUAGUUACACCAAUUCUAGAUGGAACUAUCUUACCAGGAAUUUUAAGAGAUUCAAUUUUAGUAUAUUAUAUGGAAAUAAUAUUUAGGAACUUACAAGAAAUAUGGGAAAGUUUAAGGUUACUGAAAAGAAACUCUAUAUUUAAGAGGUUGUAGAAGCAAUAGAAGAAGGGAGAGUAUUAUAAUUAGUAUAAAUAUUUUAGAUGAUUGAAAUGUUUGGAUCUGGAACAGCUGUUAGUAUUUAACCUAUUGAGGCUAUUGGAUAUAAUGAUAAAAUCUAUGAAUUAUAAUAUGAUUCAAAAUUGAAUGCAGGAGAACUUUCACAUGAAUUAUUUGAUAUUUUAACAAAGAUUUAGGUAAAAUAUAAUUAAUAUUUUUAGACUGGUGGUGAAGAGCAUAAAUGGGUUAGAUCAAUAUGAU